AUGGUGGACGUGGAGGACGAGAGUAUUUUGGCGUCUCUCUUCAGGGACUCGGUCCAGGACGGCUGGAGAGAGAACCCGGACUUCACGGCGUACCUGUCCGAGCUGAGCUCUCUGGGUCUGGAGAACCUGGUCCGGGAGCCGGAGCGCCUGGAGGAGGAGCGGGCUCAGAUCCUGCAGCAGACCCGGGACCUGGCCUUCUCCAACUACCAGACUUUCAUUCGGACCGCCGACUGUACCCGGGACCUGUACCGGGACUUCGGGCGGGUGGAAGACAGCGUGACCCGGCUGCUGGAGAAACUGCCGCGGCUCGGAGAGCGAUGCAGGGUGUUCAUGCAGGAGGCGGAGCAGAUCUCGACGUCGCGGCGGCGAACCAGCCUGACUCUGAACCGACACACGGAGAUCCUGGAGGUCCUGGAGAUCCCGCAGCUGAUGGACACCUGCGUGCGGAACGGCUACUGCGAUGAGGCGCUGCAGCUCGCCGCCUACGUCAAGAGGCUGGAGAAGAAACACGCGUCACUUCCUGUCAUCCAGGACAUGGUGGGCGAGGUGCGCCAGUCCACCCAGCUGAUGCUGAACCAGCUGCUGCAGCAGCUGCGCAGCCAGGUGCAGCUGCCCGUCUGCCUGCGCGUGAUCGGCUACCUGCGCCGCAUGGACGUCUUCACGGAGGCGGAGCUCCGGCUGAAGUUCCUGCAGGCCCGCGGCUCUUGGCUCAGGACCCUGCUGGCUCAGGUCCCCGACGAAGACCCCUACACCCACAUCACCAAGACCAUCGAGGCCUACAGGGUCUACCUGUUCGACAUCAUCACGCAGUACCGCGCCAUCUUCUCCGACGACGAGCCACUGAUGCCUCCGGGCGGCUGCUGGGCGGCGGUGAACGAGGGCGCCAUCUUCCACGGCUGGGUGGUGCAGCAGGUGUCGCAGUUCCUGGCCACGCUGGAGCAGGACCUGCAGCGGGGCGUGGGCGGCCGGCUGGACUCGCUCCUGGGUCAGUGCAUGUACUUCGGCCUGUCCUUCAGCCGGGUGGGCGCCGACUUCCGCGGGCAGCUGGCGCCCAUGUUCCAGCAGGUGGCGGCAGCCACGUUCCGCGGUGCCGUGCGGGAGGCGGCAGAGCAGUUCCGGGAGGACAUGAACGUGUACACGCUUGUCGCCCUGCCCGCUGUCCUGGGGGGCAGCGUUCCUGCGCCGGCGCCCAUGGUUCAGCCCGCCACACUGCAGCCCCCCAUGACCCUGCUGGACUUCCCGCCGCUGGCCUGCUUCCUCAACAACGUCCUGGCGGCCUUCAACGACCUCCGGCUCUGCUGCCCGCUGGGGCUGGCCGAGGACGUGACACGGACUCUAGAGGGCGCACUCCAACAGGUGACGCAGCAGAUGGUGUCUUUCCACCGGGCAGAGGCGUCGGCGUUCAGCCAGCAGGAGGAGCAGCAGUUUGUGCUCAUGUGCAGCGCCUUCGCCGACGACAUGCUGCCCUUCAUCAACCGCUGCCUGCAGCUGCUGUUCCCGGCCUCGCAGCUGGCGCUGGUCCUGGGCGUCCCCCCCUCCCAGCUGGCCAGGUACCCACACCUGGGUGUCGUCGACGUGGCAGCCGUCCUGGAGCCGCUGGACUUCGUGCUCCCGCGCAAAGACACUUUAACGCCGGAGUUGAAUGUGGAGCUGAGCCAACUGAACUUUGACCCGGUCGCUGAGGACUCACCCUCUGACCUGGACCCGGGGAGCCCUAGUCCCCCUGAGGUCAGUGCUGAGGAGAAGGAGGGGGCGGAGCCUCAGCAGUGAGGGAAGCUUUGGUCGAAUAUUUCUUUAUUGCAACAACAAAUAAAAAUAUUUGGGGGGGGAUUUUUUUUUUCUCCAGUUUAAUGUUCUGAUCCGAAACGGCCAUGUCACUUCUUCUUGACGAACUUCUUGCGGCUGGCGUUGGGGUUGACCCGCCUCCUGCCGGCGCCGCACUGCCCGUCCCGCAGGUGGAGGCUGGCGGCGCGGCUGUAGAUGUCGUUCUGGGAGAAGGGCGAGGAGCCGGAGACGUAGUCCGGGUCGAAGACGUCGGUCUUCUGCCGGGCCUUCUGGGAGAGUCGCUGCUGCGGGAAGCGCUGGUCCUCCACCAGCUGAGGGUUGCUGCUGUGUUUGCCCCCUUGUGGCAGAGGGAGGGAGUGCUGCCAACACAAACAGGGCGGCGGUCAAAUUCCCGAGCCGAGCACAGGUCAGAGGUCCUCACCCGGAGUCCUCGCGUGUUCAGCACUUUGGGGUUCCUGGAGAAGUGCAUCUGCAGGCUGCCGUCCUGGCUCAGCGUCACCGCCACCUUCUUCAGUGUCUUGUUGCCGCAGUGGGGGCAGAACUGCUUGCUCAUGUUGCUGGUGCUCCUGCAACACAACCAGGCUCAGCGCAGGCACGGCGCCCCCCACAGGCCGACACUCAGACUCACUUGAAGCAGGCGUGGCAUCGCAGGAUGUAGUUUCUCGCCUGCUUGAUCAACAUUCCGUCCACCGACAAAACGUUGAGGCCGAUCUGGACCAGAACGUUCUGGAACACACAGGAGAGCCACGUGAGGACCGACACUCUUUCAUCCGAGCCACUAGAGGGUGCUGUCUGCUCUAAAACCUUUCAGCAAGCAUUUCUAUGGAACUUCACAUCGAGAGCCACCGACUGAGCUCUGGAGGUGCCUUCAAACGUGUCUGGCCUUCACUGACCUGCAUGGCAAAAUCGGUGGUCAAACACCCGACUUUGACUUGUGCUGGCGUUCUCCAGUCGGCAGAGUCCAUCUUCACCUGUCCAAUGUUGCUGGGAGUGAUCCAGCCUUCGUCGUCGUCCUCCUCC
Molecule: messenger RNA, 2805 nt
Organism: Synchiropus splendidus (mandarinfish)
Lineage: Eukaryota; Metazoa; Chordata; Actinopteri; Syngnathiformes; Callionymidae
Gene: cog8
Product: component of oligomeric golgi complex 8
Exons: 5
Coding region: 1-1770 (589 amino acids)
Biological process (GO): intra-Golgi vesicle-mediated transport
Cellular component (GO): COG complex
Source: RefSeq, a predicted model, not a curated record